Amoebophrya sp. A25 is the source of this 194-nucleotide messenger RNA. The record is from the annotation of a GenBank genome assembly. Lineage: Eukaryota; Dinophyceae; Syndiniales; Amoebophryaceae.
GGCAUCGUUCCGAAGGUCCGCCUCUGGUCCAAGGACCAAGCCGGUUCGCCUUCGCAGCUCGACGCUUCUUCUAAGAAACUCGGUCAGGUGCGCACAUCUAAUUCCCUGCCUCGAGCCUCGCUAGACACGGCGGAAGCCAGCUCCAAGCCAAAAGCUGCAGCAUCAGCCGCGGAUACAAAAAGUUUAGGAGGAGG